UCUCUGUGGGCAGCUUGAGGAAAGGAGCUAAAUUGUAGGGUAAUAUAGGGAUCAAAAUUGGCUUUAAACAUGUUGUACGUAAGGAGAGGGUUUGGGGAUGAGAAAGCUCAACUAAAUGAAUUAAAUAAACGUUUGGACCAGUACCUAUCGAAAGUUAGGCAGCUAGAAGCAGAGAACCAGGUACUGGUAGAAGAGAUCCACAGACUUCGCCAGGAAAGAGGAGCAGAGUGGACACAGGUUUACUACAAUGAAAUAUGCCAACUGAGGAGACAAGUGGAAGAGCUCAGUGUACAAAAAUGUGAAGCAGAACUACAGAAGGACACUGUCUUACAAGAACUUCAGGACUUGCAAGAAUUAUGGGAGCAAGUGAGGUCCGUCAGACUGAGAAUUGACCAACAGCUAGAACUUUACAAGAAAGAUCUGCACCAAGCAAAAGUUAACCAGGCAGCAUUGGAAGAACUGUAUUUUCGGCUCCAACAAGAAUGUCAGAUGCUUAAAACUUCUCAACAAGAAGAAAUGUUUGCCCUCAGAGAUCAGGCUGUUCAGGUGCCUCUUCAGAUGACCAUGCAGGAGGUUGUGCGACCGAGGCUAAGCCUAGAGGAUGUACAGAGCUUGUCACUGGAGAUUUCAGAGUCCUGGAAGGAGGUAUUUCUGGUCUACCAGAAAAAAAUUGAGAAACUAGAGAACUCACUGGAUAUGGAUGUAGAACAACGACUUGGAGUGGAGGAGGAGGUAAAAGUACAGAAACUACAAAUAGAAGAAUUGCACAAAGAACAUGAGGAACUCCUGAGAAUCCAGGAUAUGUUACAAAAAGAGCUGUUGAGGAUGAAAGAGAAGUACAUGCUGGAGGUGGAGGAGUACCAGAUUAUCAUAAACGAGCUGGAGACAGAAAAACGGACUAUCUCAUUGAACAUCACAGAGCGUCUGAAAGAAUAUCACGACCUCAUGCAAGUGAAAACAGGACUCGGCCUGGAAGUAGCUGCCUAUAGGGCUCUAUUGGAAGCAGAAAGCAAAAAGGGCACAGUGAUCGUGACAGAACAUUUAGUGAGGGACAGGCCUGCAGGUUACGUAAAAUCUUCCGUUGAAGAAUCAACAAAACGCUAUCACAGAGGAGCUGAAUACCCAAUGACAAGAUGCAAAGAACAGAUAAGGAGAAAUAUGGACACCACAAAUGUAGAUAGGUUCAUAACUCGCACAAUACCACAACAACAAAUCAGACCAAAAUAUUCAAAUCUGGAUACCACAAAUAGUUCUUAUGUAUCCCAUAUAUAUGAGAAUACAAGCCAAAACAAAAGUGAAAGAUGGAACACAGGUACGCCUAUAAGAUAUGAGAUAUCCAGUAAGACUGAAUUCCCACAGACUAUGUAUCGCCCAAUUAUUUCAACAUUUCCAUCAACCAAGCCCACACUCAUAACUGAAACAAGGAAAGAAGAAAAAGUGAAAGAUCUAAAACCAGUUGCCCGCCCAAGAGCUCAUUCUAAAGAGGCCAAAAAGCUAGAUGUACAUGUUAGCAGAGAAGAUAAAAAAGUGGAUUGCAUCUCACAAAGGAGUUCAGAAACAAAAGUAACCAAAGAAAAUAAAGCAUCUCCAAAGCAUGUAGAAAAAAUACAACAAGCCUUGGAACCUAAUCUUCAGUAUAUAUCUAAAGAGAAUGUGAUCAGUGAUGCAACUAUAACAGAAUCAGUUCAGAAAGAUAUUAUCCGAGAACUGGUACCUCAAGAGCUUCCUGUCAAAAAAGAAAGGAAGAAAAGAGAACAAGCUAAAAAAAGAAAAGAGGAGUUAGAAAAAGUUGGAGAUGGUGACACGAAUGUAGCAGCAGGAUCAAUGGUUGAUGUCCAGGAAACCACUCAUGUGCAAAAAGUUGUACUUGGAGAAAAAGAAUCAGGAUCAGAGAACCAGCAAAUUGUAUGGGAAAUACCAAUACAACUGGAAGCAAGAAAAAUUGAAAAUAGCACACAAAAAAGUUAUAUGGAGGAUAACGCAAAAAGAAAUGUAAGUCCUAUGUAUGUGGAUGACAAAAGAAUGUUUCUAGAAAAUAUGGAUAACCUUACAGCACAUCGGAGUGGCAUAACUGAGGAAUCUGACAUAAGAACAAAAUCAGUAACUCUAGUUGAUGAUAUUCUAAGACAUUUAGGCCACGCUUCUGUUUCAGAUGAUAAUAAGCCUAACAUAGUCUCUAUUGAGAAGAAACAACAGGAAAGUGGAGAUACAACAACUAUUUUUGGAGAUAAAAUUGUCUUGGAUAUACCAAUACAGUAUGAAGAAGGGAAAAGAGAAGUUAGGUCAGAAACAAAGAAUCUAGAACAUACAGAACAAAGCAGGCUUUUAUGGGACUCUCAACAAACUAAUGUGGUGAGUAAAGAUGCUGCUGUUCUAAAGGAUAAAGAGGCAAUGAAAGCAAAUGAAUACUACGAAGACAAUGCAAAGUACACCAUGGAUUCUAAUGUGGACGAUAGUUCAUUAGAGCAUAGUGAGAAGAAAGCUAUUGUUACAGAUAUUCUAAGGCAAUUAGGUCAACCCACUGCUCUGGAUGAUUCCAAUGUAACCUACAUGGAAAAAGAGGAGCAAUGUGACGAUGGCUUUGUAAAAACUCACAUCUUUGUAGAGUCUAAAACAAAGGAAGAAAUUGAUUUGUUUGACGAACCUGACUUAACUGAUAUAUGGAACACAACAGCCACUAAGUCACCAGCAAAAACUGUGCCAGGAUCAACUGGAAGCUUGCCUGGUGAAGUAGAAAGCAGGACAACAAAGAAAACAAUACUGAAAGAUGUGACUGGAAAGCAGGCAGAAGAAUGGAUAGGAAAUGUAAUCCACUCUGGGUUAAAGACAGGGACAGGAAAGUCAAUUAAUGUCGAGAUAGUUGAAGAAUCUUAUGGAACCUUCGAAUUUGAAAAGGGGGAAAUUCCAACUCCAUUUCAUGUAGAAGAAGCAGAAGAUAGUUGCAAUGUAGAAGAAUCAGUCAUUUCUGAACAACAUUCCUCAAUUAGCACCGAAAAGUGGCAAGAUGAAAGUCAGCUCAGAGAAGGUCCAUCUCAAGUUGAAGAAGUAACAGAAGGUGGGCAUGCUGAUGAAGAGAUAGAUUACUUUGUUCAUGUUCCUGAUGAUAACCCCUACCUAGAUGAGGAGGAAGAGGAGACCUUACGAGGACAGAUCCACACGGAAGAAGAAUCUACUGUUAAGUAUUCUUGGCAAGAUGAAUUUCUACAAGGAUCCCAAGGUCGUAAGAGUUUGAGUGAGCUUCUAAAAAAUGCCACGGCCAGUGAGCAAAGCUCAUAUGGUGAAGAUAAGUCUGAUAAAGCACAACAAAGAUGGAGCAGUGAAGAGAAAACAGAACAGCCACACACUGAAAGUAUUGUAAUUGAGAAAAAAAUUGAAGUGCCACAAGAAAUGAAGUCAUCAAUUAUGGAUCUUUUGUCAAAAGAUGUUAAAGAUCCACAGGAAAAAUUGAAAGGGGCAUUACACUGCCUACAAGGAAAACUUCCACAAGAUCUUAUGGAAGAACUGUCAGCACUAGCUGGAGAAGAACAAACACAAAGCAGCAGUUUGGCAGUGGAUAUCAAAAAAGUUGGACAACCUGAAGAAAGUGGUGCAGUUACAAUUGUGGCAGAAAUAAAUGUAUCACAAACGGUAGACGCUGAUGAUGUAGAUAUGUUAGAGCUAGGUAAGGAUGUUCAGAGUGAAAUGAUAACUAUACGUAAAUCAAAUAUCAAGUCAUCUGAUGAUGUAACAUCAUUUGCAAAAGAAUCUGAUAAAUACCAAGAAUUGUAUGACUCCAUGGGAACAAAUAAUAGUGAGGAGUAUUACACUGAGGAGAUCAGCAUCAAAGGGCCAACUACCACAAGUAUCCAUUUCAGUCCCACAAGAGAAUUUUCGUUUGGUCAAAUUUCCACCGAUGUAAGUAAAUUCAUAAAAAACAUUGAACUUAGCACCAAUGAGCAAGUCACACAAGAGAAAACGGGAUCACAACAUGGCUCAGUUGGUGAACUAUCUCCAACAGAAAUAAACAGGUCUGAACAUCACUUCACAAUCGGACCCAGGGAAAUGCUCUCUAAAAAGCAGAUAAUCUUUGAGGGGCCUGUCUCAGAAACACUGAAACUGGACAUAGUAAAAAGUACAGAAGACACUUCAGAUCAGAACAGGUCUAUUAGACAUAUUAAAAUAAGCCCAACAGAAAAUUUUCCGGCAGAACAGAUUAUAUUUCAUGGACCCAUUUUCAAAACAGUCAGCAUUGGGCAAAAUGUCACAGGAGGGUUAUCAGCUAAAGAUGACACUGCUGAGAGUGUAGGCCAAUCAUUGGUUUACAAUGAAAACCAGGGAGAUCAAGAGAUUUAUUCUGGUGAAAAAAGUAAAGACAUUUUAUUAGAAGGAUCUAUUCCAAAACCUAAUGAUCUUAAUAUCACUUUAGAUACCACCGAUGACAGUGCUCCUAUUGAAUUCAACUUUGCUACUCAGAAAGUGCAUGCAGCAAAACAAAUUAGGUACCAGGGUUAUGUUUCCGAACCAGAGUCAAUUAGCAGUUUAAAACAGUCAAAAGAUCAGCCCAGCAUCAAUACAUCUGUCCACCAUAUUAAAUUAAGUCCUACCAGAGAGCAAAUCGUUUUUGAAGGCUCCCUCUCACCCAGUUUUCAAAUUAGAGGAGAAGAUGGUUUUCAAAUGGAUGAUAAAAAUAGAUAUAUGAGACAUAUACAACUGAGUUCUCCUGAUAGUCAUACAUCAGAAAGUACCACCUUUGAAGGACCAACUAGGGAAUCCUAUGAAUCAUCAGAGUAUAUUGUUUCAUCUCCAUCUGGGGAUUCCACUGAGAGCGAGAGGUCAAUUAAACACAUUAAACUGGGUCCAACAGAAAAGUCAUUUACAUUUCAAAUGGAUAUAACCAAAAUAGCCACAAAGCAUACAGGAGAAGAAGGAGGUCAAGAAAGCAGCACGGGGAUUAUGUCUAGUAGGUCUGAAGAACAACAAGAACUUAGUCAAUCAUAUAGUGAAUUAAAGGAGGAUUCAGAAGUGGCAGAAAGCGGAUAUGGUGAGGAAGAAAUUGCUGGCAUCUCUCAACCCCCUUAUAAUAUCACAUCCCACCAGGUUAUCGGUGAUAUGUCAGAAGUCGAGAAAACUGUGCAGCUGCAAAGAAUUGUCCACCAUGGUCACACUGUUUCUGAUGAUAAGAAAGUAGCCAUUGUUUACCUUGAUGAUGAAGAAGAUGAAGAAGAGCCUGAUCAAGAUUAUUUACGGCGUUCAUUCUGAAAUCACUCUAUGCAAGGAUGAUGAAUGCUAAGGACUCAAUAUAAUAUAUGUCUGGUGAUAUGCACAUUGCCAAACCCACUGACAAGAGUAUUUAGGGCCCUUUUACCUAAGGCAGUUUUAAUGUAUUGACUUCUGACCUAUAUCUAAUGCUCUAGUCAUUCUAUAGCUAGAUCAGUUCCAAGCUUUGCAACCAUUCAAGGUGCCUGAAAAUUGUUUUAAUGUAGGGAUAUGUACUGUUGGAAAGGGUAAGGAAUAUGCUAAUUUGCCAACUAAUGCACAGAUUUACAGGAAGAAUAACAGAGGAAGGGCUCACUAUUAAGUUCUAAGGAAUGAAUGUAAGAGUGAGGUAGGGUACACUAUAAAGGGUAAGAAUGGGGAGUGAGGAUGUGAUGCUUUAUAAAGGAUAGAGCUUAUCGAUUGUAAGCUCUUGCAGGCAGGUCCCUCUCUUCCUCCAUAUCAGUUAUUUACGCUGUUUCACAUUUAUUGUACUUACAUUUGUGUUUAUAUGUGUUCUAGGGCGCUGUAAAAAUAAAUAAUAGUUAUGAAAAUGAUAAUCCUUUUAGUGCACAACAUCCUCACCCCCAAGCUUUUAUAGUGCACAACUGCAACCGCCACAUCCAGAUUUCCUUAAAGAGUACCUGUCACCAAAUAAAACUUUUAAUAUAGUGUUCCUUGUGUACUUUCCCAUUCUCUUACUUUUAAAAUUAUCAACAUAAAUAUGUUUAAAAUGUAAUAUAAAAAACGGCCACUAGGUGGCUAUGUUCUGUUCCCUGCCACAAUUAAUGCUGUCAAUUUGGUCUCCUCCCGGAAUGGUAGGAGUCCAGACACAGGAAGUGCUUCUGGCUGCACUGAGCUUGAUUGACAGCUGCAUAGAAAGUGAAAGCUCCACAGAUUCUCACAGAAAGUUGCACAGAUUGAAACCUGGAGGAGAGCCUCACUUAUUGCAACACAGACUGAAACAUGCACAGAGCUUGAUGUCUUCUAUUCACCACAGCACCACAACCGUGUGAGGGCUGAAGUGGUCCCCAAGCAGGCUUCAGUGAUGUCAUGCCUGCUGGGAAACGCCCACUUUCUCCUGCUGUGAGCAAAAAUAAAGGUAUGAUACACAGUUUUUUGAAGCUCUGAAAUUUUUAUAAUGGGGUGGGAGGGGUGUUAGGAGUAGUUAGGGAACAUAGCCUGAGUUACUUUAGAACAAUUUAUUUGGUGACAGUUACCUAAUUGUUUGAGAUCUGAGAAAUUUGAGUACCAAGGUACCAGUGUACCAGCAAGAAACAUAGAAAGCGUCGGCAGAUAAGAACCAUUUGGCCCAUCCUGUCUGCCCAAUAUUCUGAAUACUAUGAUUAGUUCUUGUCCCUAUUUUAUAUGAAGGAUAGCCUUAUGCUUAUCCCAUGCAUGCUUAAAAUCCUUCACUGUGUUUGCAGCUAACACUUCUGGAGGAAGGCUUUUUCAUGCAUCCACUACUCUAUCAGUAAAGUAAUACUUCCUGAAAUUAUAGCAUAAACCUUUGCCACUCUAUUUAAAGGACAUCUGCAGCAAAAGACAACUUAUCCCCUAUCUACAGCAUAAGGGAUAAGUGUCUGAUCGCAGGGGGAUCGCAAUCUCCCAAACGGGGCCCCCGCAUCUCCCUCUAUGUGAGCGGCUAAUGCGCGUAGCGUCGACCUCUCUGAGGUCGACGGUACGCCCCCUCCACGACCC
Molecule: messenger RNA, 6933 nt
Organism: Hyla sarda
Lineage: Eukaryota; Metazoa; Chordata; Amphibia; Anura; Hylidae
Gene: SYNM
Product: synemin
Exons: 4
Coding region: 70-5238 (1722 amino acids)
Biological process (GO): fast-twitch skeletal muscle fiber contraction; intermediate filament cytoskeleton organization
Cellular component (GO): costamere; neurofilament cytoskeleton; sarcolemma
Molecular function (GO): vinculin binding; structural constituent of cytoskeleton; structural constituent of muscle
Source: RefSeq, a predicted model, not a curated record